Molecule: messenger RNA, 1817 nt
Organism: Xenopus laevis (African clawed frog)
Lineage: Eukaryota; Metazoa; Chordata; Amphibia; Anura; Pipidae
Exons: 2
Coding region: 696-1223 (175 amino acids)
Source: RefSeq, a predicted model, not a curated record
AUGCACUGAUAGACUGUCUCUUCUAGCUGCAUUCUUGCUGGCAGACUGGGAAAAGCAUUUCAGCAUCAACAGCCUCCUCCCCCAACACCUUUUGCUUAUGUUAUGGCUACUGAUGUUAGCUGCAUUGAUAGACUGUCAUUUCUAGCUGCCUGCUUGCUAGCAUGCUGGGAGAAAUAGUGCAGCUCCACCCCCAUAUACACACCCUUGCUUAUGGUAUGGUUGCUUAUGUUAGGUGCAAUGAUAGUCUGUCUCUUCUAGCUGCAUUCUUGUAUGGUUGCUUAUGUUAUCUGCACUGACAGACUGUCACGUCUAGCUGCCUUCUUGCUAGCAGACUGGGAGAAGCAUUUUAGAAUCUGCAUUCUCCUCUCCCCAACACCCUUGCCUAUGUUAUUUUAUUGUUACUGAUGUUAGCUGCAUUGAUAAACUGUCACUUCUAGCUGCCUGCUUGCUAGCAUGCAGGGGGAAAUAGUGCAGCUCCACCCCCCAUAUACACACCCUGGCUUAUGGUAUUGUUUCUUAUGUUCGCUGCCUUCUUGCUAACAGGCUUGGAGAGGUAGUUCAGCUCCAGCCCACCCACACACACACACUUGCCCCACUUCAGGCACACACAGUUGCAGAACGUUCAUGGGCCUGUUACCACUGUGUUUUAUACAAAAACAAUCUGGAUUGAAACUUAAUAUUUAUUUUUAAUUUUAAUGUAUCACUUUUGCCUAGUGCUUCGGCAACAGAUUGAGGAGCUUCAAGAGUCCAGAGAGGUGGAAGACUUCUGUAGAGGAGACAUUACAGAGAUAGGGAUGAUGGAAGAACAACAACAAAGCAAUGCUCAAGAAACAAUCAUUGAUACUCUCAUAGAGGAAGAAUUUGCUACUGGGUCAUUACCACGUCAAGUUGCUCCAGAAAGUGUCUCUGCAACAAACACUGGAGGCCGAAGGAGAAGUUCAGGACCAUUUGCUAGAAGAAGGCGAAUUCCUAGCAGGGCAUCUAUUCAAACUCGCCAACACAUGACGCAAUUUAUAAAUUUGGCCAAGACUUGCAUGUCUGUAGAGAAGAAAAGAUGGAAGCAUCUGUCAAGGCAUUUUACUCAAAUGCAUAAUCUGCAGGAGUUAUCCAUGGAAAGAUAUAAUAUAUUAAUAGAUGCUUGUAAAGAAACAAACACUAUUUUGAAACACUUUGCAGAUAGUAUUCAGGGAAGACCAACAAGCAGCACUUGUGCAUCAGGGUAAACUGAAGAGCCAGCAAGGGCACAAGCACAAAACAAUGAGUGUUCUGUCAGGGCUAAACUACAUAGGAGACUUUAAUCAGAUUUUGUGGCUCAGAUUUUAUCUGAUCUUGUCCUGCACCACCACAAGACAUUGUAGGAUCUACAUAAUUUGUUCCCUAUAGCUGUAAUGUUAAAUUGAUAAAGUCGAGUGGUGUGUUUUGUUCAUCUACAUCCAACAUUGAAUGUAUUUCAAUGGCAUCAACAAAUUUUAUCUCGUCAGAUGAAUACGCAGAAUACAACACCUGCAUUCGACAGUUCUGUUUCAUGUAGUUUACACUUCUGAUUUUUGUAUCAGUCCCAUUAUAUAUUGACCCAUGUGACUACAUCUGAUUUGUAGGAUGCAAUCCGGAGAUCCCACACCAUCCUACAAAAUUUCAAGUGUAGUUUAGCCCCUAGUCGUGACCAGCAGGGGUCUAAGGACAAAGGCUGAAAGAAGUAUUAGGCCCCCAUGCUUUCAUAGCUUUAAAUGUCUUUGCUAUUUCUGCCAAUUAAGAUUUGGAUUUGUUUUCUGUGUUUUGCAUUUGUUGUUUUCCAAAUAAAGUGGUUUGUUCAAAAA